Castor canadensis (American beaver) is the source of this 3361-nucleotide messenger RNA. Lineage: Eukaryota; Metazoa; Chordata; Mammalia; Rodentia; Castoridae. The record is from RefSeq and is a predicted model, not a curated record.
AGGCGUGCCCUUGAUCGCUGCCUAUCCCAAAGCCCCCGCUUGGAGCCCUGUGAGAUGGGGCGAUGGCCUCCCUGUGGAAGGGUGGAAGGGCCUCGGCGGAGCCUGGGGAGUGGCAGGUUAGUGGCACACGGAUAAUGACCCUUGGCCAACACUGGGCCGAUAUGUCAUGAUAAGCCGCAGUGGUGCAGAAAGAUUGAGAUGGAACCGAGAAACUCUUGUCACCUAGUGACGUGGUGACCGUACAGUGCGCAGCGUGUGGUAGUGAGUGGCCGCUGGCCCGGGCUUCUCCACACUGCACCGGUCCUUACUGCAGGGCCCGCGCCCCUCAUCAAAGUCAAGUCCGCCGUAAGCAGUCUGCUCUGCAGUGCCGGCAGCGCCUCGACUGGCUCAUGUCCACCUUGUCCCUUGACUGCACGCUGAGGCCACAUGGAGUGAGUGACCCGCAGCAGGCAGUGAGUGACCUGCAAGAAGAAGGCAAAAGUGCUAUCAACUCGCCGAUGUCCCCUGCUUUGGUGGGUGUUCACCCUGAAGACGCCCUGCUAGAGGAGAAUGAGGAGCGCACCAUGAUCGACCCCACCUCCAGGGAGGACCCCAAAUUUAAGGAACUGGUCAAGGCCCUGCUGGACUGGAUCAACGAUGUGCUGGCAGAAGAGAGGAUUGUUGUGAGGCAGCUGGAGGAAGACCUGUACGACGGCCAGGUGCUGCAGAAACUCCUGGAAAAACUGGCGGACCGCAAGCUGAAUGUGGCUGAGGUGACACAGUCUGAGAUAGGGCAGAAACAGAAACUGCAGACGGUUCUAGAAGCCGUGCAUGACCUGCUGCGGCCCCACGGCUGGGCACUGAGAUGGAAUGUGGACGCCAUCCAUGGAAAGAACCUGGUGGCCAUCCUCCACCUUCUUGUCUCCCUGGCCAUGCACUUCAGAGCUCCGAUCCGCCUUCCUGAGCACGUCUCUGUGCAAGUGGUGGUUGUCCGGAAGCGGGAAGGCCUGCUACAUUCUAGCCACAUCUCUGAGGAGCUGACCACAACCACAGAGAUGAUGAUGGGCCGGUUUGAGCGGGACGCCUUUGACACGCUCUUCGACCAUGCUCCGGACAAGCUCAACGUGGUGAAGAAGUCGCUCAUCACCUUCGUGAACAAGCAUCUGAACAAGCUGAACCUGGAGGUGACCGAGCUGGAGACCCAGUUUGCAGAUGGUGUGUACCUGGUUCUGCUCAUGGGUCUGCUCGAAGGCUAUUUCGUUCCCCUCCACAACUUCUACCUGACUCCAGACAGCUUUGAUCAGAAGGUCCACAAUGUGUCAUUCGCCUUUGAGCUGAUGCUGGAUGGAGGGCUCAAGAAACCCAAGGCUCGCCCCGAAGACGUGGUGAACUUGGACCUCAAGUCCACCCUGCGGGUCCUUUACAACCUCUUCACCAAGUACAAGGAUGUAGAAUGAUGGAGGAACAGCUAACAGUAGCAGGGAUGGUUUCCAGAGGGAGAAAAGUGGGUCAUCCCUUGGGCCCUGGGGGCUCCUGUCCCAGCUGUGCAGCCACCCUCCCCACCCUGCCUGGUUUGAUUAUUCUCAACCUUCCUCCCUCGUGAUUUGUGAUUUGCGUGGGUGAGGCCUUUGAAAUGCAAUCUUCUAAACAGUCACACUGUGUUUGAGGCCUCGCUUCAUCUCCUUCCAGGAGAUGCUGUGUGAUUGUUCCCUGCCUUGAUCAAAAACGCCCCAGCCCUCAGCCGAGCAGGGCCGCCCACGCUCCGUGUGAUGCAGCAGGUGGCCACUCCAGCCCCACGUUUCCAAGUGGCGCAGUUCCUCGGGGCUCGCUGCAGCUGUCUGGGAACCCCCCAGGCUGGGCUCUCCCUGGAAGCGAGAUCUUUUAAGUAAAAACGAUUUUUCAGUUUAAACAACUUCAUUCCCAAGUCCCAGAAGCUUUAGAUGUGACGAGAGUGUGUCCUACCCUGUGUGUUCCUGUGGCUUCUUGGCCACUUGGUGUUUUUAUUGACCUUUUGCACAAACUCCCAUGGUCCAGGUGACCCAGCUCCCACGGCCCACAGAAGGACAGCUGCAGAGGGCUUGUCUGCUCCUGCUGUGGCCGAGGGAGCUGGCUCUGAAUAUGCUGCCAGCUCUGCCAGCACCUCCCAUCUCAGAUGCCCUGUUUGGGAAUGUGUGCGAUUUAGAAGUGUUAGAAGAGGAAGCAGCCUCUCUUCCAGGCUGCCCUCAGCGCCCUGGACCAGGCGCUUCCAACGUCACAGACACAGGGUCUCACAGCUUGGAGACCAGAAGUCUGAGAUGGCAGCAUGGGCAGGGCUGGCUUCUCCCGAGGCCUCUUCCUCAGCUGCUUCUCUCUGUGUGUUCACGGCGUCUUCCUCUGUAUGUUCCUGGGUCCCAGUCUCUUCUUCUUAAAGGACCCCAGUCAUACUGGAGUGGGCCCCCUUCCCACCCAUGACACCUCAUUUAGUUUAAUGACUUUGUCACUGAUCCCAUGUCCAAAAGCAGGCACCUUUGAGGUGCUGGGGCCGGGAUUCCAGCAUGUGGGUUCAGCCCCAUAACAGGGACAUAACAGCCCUGUAACGUGUUCUUCUCACUCCUCCCAGAGCCCCGAUGGCAUCUCUCUUCUGUGUGUCCUAUGAAAGGACAGGGCUGUUUGCCCCUUGCUCACCUCAGCUUUGGAGAGAAAUGGGGGUUUCAUCAGCCCUGUUUUUUGGGCGGCCCCUGGUCUCGAAGGUCCGGCCCUGUGACAGUCCCCCACCACACCCCCCCUUCUGUCUCUCACCAGCCCCAGGCCUCCUGCACAGCCACCCCACUCCUCAAGCUCUCAAGAUCGGCCUUUCUAAGGGUUUAGAUCCCCUCCUCCCUACCAUGUAUCAGAGCAGCGGAGCAAGUUGUUAAUAUUGAACGCCAGCAUGGAAGUUCUAGAAAACAGUUUAAUAUUCUCCCUGGCUCCACUGUUGCUAGGCUGGGGAUGGGCUCAGAAUAGCCGCUUGGAUGGCGGUGGGUUCCCAGCAGGGGAAAGAAAUAAUUAAAACGGUAUUACUGUGUCUCCUGAGGGAGUCCGUGACAUUAAAGAGCCUCAUUGACACAAUAUCUGGGGCUGGGAUGUUCUGUGCCACCUUCCUUACACGCAGAGCCACAGCAGCCCUGGAGUUGGGUUGGCCCUGCUCUCAGGUGGGCUCGGCAUCCCUGAGGGCAUGGGGCCGAGGAGGGAAGGAGGCGAGGUCAGGAUUUGCAGAGAACACUGGGGUUUUCAGCCCAAGCCAGCAGCUCCAGGCCAUCAAAGGGGAGGACACGGUUGCUAGGGAGUGGUUUCAGCUUCCUGGGUGACCUCACAGCCCCCCACCUGGGGAACACAUGCCCAACCCCGUGUGCAUUUCACUCUU